Messenger RNA from Aspergillus campestris IBT 28561, 606 nucleotides. Its product is annotated as Rab family GTPase YPT1. Bases 1 to 606 code for a protein of 201 amino acids. The record is from RefSeq and is a predicted model, not a curated record. NCBI's taxonomy places the organism in Eukaryota, Fungi, Ascomycota, Eurotiomycetes, Eurotiales, Aspergillaceae. The transcript has 5 exons. Gene Ontology annotation, molecular function: GTP binding; GTPase activity.
AUGAACCCCGAAUACGACUAUCUGUUCAAGCUUCUCCUUAUUGGAGACUCCGGUGUCGGAAAGUCCUGUUUGCUGCUUCGAUUCGCCGAUGACACCUACACAGAAAGCUAUAUCUCCACCAUCGGUGUCGACUUCAAAAUCCGGACUAUCGAACUGGAUGGAAAGACUGUGAAGCUCCAAAUUUGGGAUACUGCUGGCCAGGAGCGCUUCCGCACCAUCACUUCGUCCUACUACCGUGGUGCCCACGGUAUCUGUGUUGUUUAUGAUGUGACCGACAUGGAUUCGUUCAACAACGUGAAGCAGUGGCUGCAGGAGAUCGAUCGCUAUGCUACUGAGGGCGUCAACAAGCUGCUUGUUGGCAACAAGAGCGAUAUGGAGGACAAGAAGGUCGUGGAGUACACAGUGGCAAAGGAAUUCGCUGAUAGCCUUGGAAUUCCCUUCUUGGAGACGUCUGCCAAGAAUGCCUCGAACGUGGAGCAGGCCUUCUUGACGAUGGCAAGACAGAUCAAGGAACGCAUGGGCACUGCUACCGUCAACAACAAGCCGACUGUGCAAGUCGGACAGGGUCAAGGUGUUCAGUCCGGGUCUGCAGGCGGAUGCUGCUAA